AAUAACAAACGUUGGACACUACAAAAAUUCUCACACAACCAAACAUGAAUUGCAUCCUGAUUCCAAUAUCUUAACCUCUGGAAAAUACUUUUCCACAAGUGGAAAUUAAAGCUUUUUCAUUUUUUCUGAGCAAGAAAAACUAUGAAGCUAAAUUCCAGCAUAUUCUGUUUGUGCUUGUUCUGGACAACAUUGUUUGUUAGCAUGAACUCGGAUCUAGCUUCCGACAGGGCAGCCUUGGUGGGUCUUCGAGCAGCUUCCGGUGGACGCACACUUUUAUGGAAUCUGUCAAGGAGCCCAUGUAAUUGGACUGGUGUACGUUGUGUGCAGAACAGAGUAGUGGAGUUAAGACUCCCUGGAGUGGGGCUGUCAGGUCCGCUUCCUAUUGCCAUUGGCAACUUAGCUCAACUCCAUACCCUUUCACUUCGUUUCAAUGCUCUCUCUGGGUCAAUCCCCUAUGACUUUGCCAAGCUUACUUCCCUUCGGAAACUAUACUUACAAGGAAAUCGAUUUUCUGGUGAAAUUCCUGCCUUCUUGUUCACUUUACAAAAACUUAUUAGACUUAAUCUUGCAAACAAUAAUUUCACAGGUACAAUCCCUGAGAGUAUUAACAAUUUGACUAGGUUGGGUACUUUGUAUUUGGAGAACAAUCACUUAUCUGGGUCAAUACCAGAUAUUGACUUGCCUGCACUUGUGCAAUUCAAUGUUUCUUUUAAUCAGUUAAAUGGUUCAAUCCCAAAAGGGCUAUCAGGGAAGCCAAAGACUGCUUUUGAAGGGAACUCUUUAUGUGGCAAGCCUUUGGUUUCGUGUAAUGGAACUGAAAAUAGUAGCAGUAGUAGUGGCGAUAAAUGGUCAAGUGGAGUCAUUGCUGGUAUUGUUGUUGGUUGUGUGACCGCUGUUUUACUGAUUUUGAUUAUCUUAGUAUUUUUAUGUAAAAGGAAGGGUAGUAAGAAAAUGGAGACAAGGGAUAUUGCACCUCCAAAACAGGCUGAGGUUGAAAUCCCAGCGGCUGAUAAGGCAGCUGGGGAGAGUGAUAAUACAAGUAAUCGUUUAUCUGGGGUAGUAAAAAAGGAUGCUAUUGCUAAGAGUAGUGGGAGUAAGAAGUUGGUCUUUUUUGGGAACAGAUCGAGGGUAUUUUAUCUAGAGGAUUUAUUGAGAGCCUCUGCUGAGGUAUUAGGGAAGGGAACAUUUGGGACGGCCUACAAGGCCACCUUGGAGUUGGGGAUGGUUGUUGCAGUGAAGAGGUUGAAGGAUGUGACGGUGUCAGAGAAGGAAUUCAAGGAGAAGAUGGAGGUCGUUGGAGCCAUGGAUCACCCGAACUUGGUACCAGUCAGGGCCUACUACUUUAGUAGGAAUGAGAAACUUCUAGUUUAUGAUUACAUGCCAAUGGGAAGCUUGUCUGCACUUUUGCAUGGUAACAGAGGAGCUGGUAGGAUUCCAUUGAAUUGGGAAACAAGGUGUGGCAUUGCCCUUGGAGCUGCCAGAGGCAUCGCAUACCUCCAUUCAAAGGGACCCGAAAUCUCCCAUGGAAAUAUCAAAUCAUCAAAUAUCCUACUCACCACGUCCUAUGAAGCUCGCAUAUCUGAUUUUGGUCUUGCACAGCUUGCUGGCCCCACAUCGGCUCCUGACCGUGUUAAUGGCUACCGUGCUCCAGAGGUAACGGAUGUCCGUAGAGUUUCCCAAAAAGCUGAUGUCUACAGCUUUGGCAUCCUGCUUCUAGAACUUCUUACUGGUAAGGCACCCAGACAUGCCUUAUUGAAUGAGGAUGGAGUAGACCUCUCAAGAUGGGUCCAAUCCGUAGUUCCAGAGGAGUGGACUACCGAGGUCUUUGACCAUGAACUUCUGAGACACCAGAACGUCGAGGAGGAUAUGGUCAAGCUACUACAGCUUGCCAUAGAUUGCACAGCUCAAUAUCCCGAUAAACGCCCUUCGUUGUCUGAGAUGACGACUCGAAUAGAGGAGCUCCAUGGGCCUACUACAGAAAAGGAGAUUCAUCAAAUCCAUGAAGCAGAGAAUGGCUCUUCCGAGCAUACUUAGUUGAUGCAGAUGGCCAUCUUCACUAAAGGGCUAAAAAUAUCGGCAGUCUUUGAAUUCUUAUUUUUCCAUCUUUCCCAUGCAUUUAAUCAUCAUUGUUUGUUUCUUUCAAAAAAAAAAUUGUCAUUGUUUGUUUAUUCCUGGGCACACACACACGCACACGCACACGCACACAUGCACAUACAUGUAAAUAAGAAACAGGUAUACGUACUUCUCAUUUUUCCUUCAAUAUAUUACCCAUCAUUCAUUGC
This is a messenger RNA of Gossypium raimondii (Peruvian cotton), 2282 nucleotides long. Its product is annotated as probable inactive receptor kinase RLK902. The record is from RefSeq and is a predicted model, not a curated record. NCBI's taxonomy places the organism in Eukaryota, Viridiplantae, Streptophyta, Magnoliopsida, Malvales, Malvaceae. Gene Ontology annotation, molecular function: ATP binding; protein binding; protein kinase activity. Gene Ontology annotation, biological process: protein phosphorylation. The transcript is spliced from 2 exons. The coding region runs from base 142 to 2034 and encodes 630 amino acids.